AUGUCGCUGCCAACCUUUCACUCGGCGUCGUCCCUGGCGUCCCUGUUUUCCGCCGAAUCACUUCAUUCCACACCAUCUUCACCCCUGGCGUCGCUGCAGAACUCGCCCCGGUCCUUCCACUCCCGUUCCCUGCAUCCUUCCCAGACGGACCUGCAGCAGCAGCUCUCGCUCUCGUCGCUGCCGCCGCUCCCUCCCUCAGCCCUCUCGCAGCCGGACCCGGACCCGCUUGCAACAGCAACAUCACUUUCAUUUGGACCGCCCGGCUCGCCUCUGGCAGCCCGUCCUCGUUCCAUCAGUGUGACACCUCUCUCGCCGCAGUCGCCAACGUCCCCGGACAACACCCGCCGAUACAACCGCCUGCACUCGCUACGGUUCCGCUGGGUCCGACGGCUGCGUCGACUUGCCCUCUGGAUCGUCUUGAUCGCGCUUGUCAACUACCGUUACUGGGCAGGCCGUCCACAGGUGCCGCUGACCUGCAACCUGUUUUCGUGGAACUGCCCCGUCUGGCCGAUCCAGGGCUCGAUUGCGGAAGGCUACGAGUCCGUGCUCGAGAUGUUCAAGAAAAACUUUGAAGAAGGCUGGGAGGUCGGCGCAAGCUUUGCAGCAUAUGUUGACGGCGAGCCUGUUGUGGAGCUCUACGGCGGGUUCCACGAUCGUCGCUACAAGAGACAGUACGACAACACCAGUCUGCAGCUCGUCUUUUCCAGCUCCAAGGUCAUGGAGGGCGUCGUCAUGACCUAUCUCGUUGACCAGGGCUGGAUCGACUUUGACGACCGCAUAUCCAAGUACUGGCCCGAGUUUGCCCAGGGCAACAAGGAGAAUGUGACGCUCAGAGCCCUCCUUGGCCAUCGGGGCGGUGUCGCCUACCUCGACCGCCAGCCGACCCUGAAGGAGCUCUCGGACCUCGAUCGCAUGGCCACUCUCUUGGCCUCGCAGCCACACAACUUUGACGGCUCCGAGGUGCAGGGUUAUCACGCUGUCACUCGCGGCUGGUAUCUGAACGAGGUCGCGCGCCGAGUCGACCCCAAGCACCGCACCAUCGGCCAGAUCAUCCGGGAAGAAAUCAUGCCGGCCCUCGACAUUGAGUUCUACCUCGGCUUGCCGCGAGACAAGGAGGCGCGGGUGUCGCCCUUGAUCGGAUACCCGACCUUGCGAGCGAUCGCCAAGAUUGUCGUUCCGAAUCGCAUGCAGAGAAACCCGCCGCCGCCGUUCUUGAAAAGCGCCCUUUUCAACCGCAAGAGCGUCAGCUAUCGCGCGAUCGCUGGAAGCAACCCAAGGCAGAUCCGUCCGUGGCCCCACAGCCACAACCGCCGUGAGAUCUGGGCCAGCGAAGGGCCAAGCUUCAGCGGCAUCACCAACGUGCGAUCGCUCGUCCGGCUCGCAGCCAUGAUGUCGAACCAUGGCACCCUUGGAAAGACCCAGUUGAUUCGCCCGUCAACCAUCAAGCGAGCGCUGCAGGCCCUCCCAACCCAGAUGGACGCCGUGGCCCUGCGCAAUGUGACAUUUGCGACCGGCGGCUGGGGCGUGCAUGUCACGUUCCCUGGUGCACCCGGCGUUUGGACUGGCUGGGGAGGUGCCGGCGGCAGCAUGGUCUGGUGGAACCACGAAACCGGCGUCGCCUUUUCGUACGUUAUGAACUCGAUGGCCUUCACUAGCAUGGGCGACCGCCGCAGCUGGAGGCUCGUCAAGGCCCUGGUCGAAUCUGUCGAGCGUCUCCGAGCCGCCCAGGCCCAAGGCACCGGCGCCAGUCCGGCCUCGUCCACGGACCAAAGCACAGCCAGAGCUGACAGCAAGAUGCUCGUUGACGGGCAUUCCGGCCUCCACGUCCAGAAGAUAGCCUCGAAAGCCUCGUCCAGCCGCGGCGGCGUGCUCGAUGGAUCGCCGCAGAACUGGUGCUAUCCGUAUCAGCCGCACGUUUGGCUGGUGGCCGAAUGCCUAGUCGAAGCCGAUGACAACCUCAACGAUGAGGACGAUGGAAGCUGGAUCCCUGAGUCACGGUUUGGCGGCGGCGUCUGGAGCGAAGGCGAGCCUGCCGAAUGGGAAGAUUGA
Messenger RNA from Polychytrium aggregatum, 2049 nucleotides. Its product is annotated as beta-lactamase/transpeptidase-like protein. Lineage: Eukaryota; Fungi; Chytridiomycota; Chytridiomycetes; Polychytriales. The coding region runs from base 1 to 2049 and encodes 682 amino acids. The record is from RefSeq and is a predicted model, not a curated record. The transcript is spliced from 5 exons.